Molecule: messenger RNA, 708 nt
Organism: Theileria orientalis strain Shintoku
Lineage: Eukaryota; Apicomplexa; Aconoidasida; Piroplasmida; Theileriidae
Product: peptidyl-prolyl cis-trans isomerase
Exons: 5
Coding region: 1-708 (235 amino acids)
Biological process (GO): protein peptidyl-prolyl isomerization; protein folding
Molecular function (GO): peptidyl-prolyl cis-trans isomerase activity
Source: RefSeq, a predicted model, not a curated record
AUGCACCUUGGACAUUACACCAAACUAUUGAUCUUACUGUUUCAGUUGUUUGGCAUUUGUUCCUGUUUAAAGUUUUAUAACCCACUAAAUACCCAACCUUCCUUUAUAAAUAACUCUUUUUUUGUUAAAAAAAAUCGAUUUAUCAGAUUAUUUUCGGAAACCGAAGACAAUAUGACAACCAGACCACGUGUGUUUUUUGAUUUAUCCGUCGGUGGACAAAAAGUCGGUCGUGUAGUUUUUGAGCUGUUCAGCGACGUUGUCCCCAAGACUGCCGAGAACUUCCGUCUGUUGUGUACCGGCGAGAAGAGCACGCCCUCUCAACUGCUACACUAUAAGGGAUCAACAUUCCACCGCGUCAUUCCGCAGUUCAUGUGCCAGGGCGGCGACUUCACCCGCCACAACGGCACCGGCGGAAGGAGUGUGUACGGAGAGAAAUUUGCGGACGAGAACUUUAAGCUGAAGCACGACAGGCCUUACCUGUUGUCCAUGGCAAAUGCGGGACCAAAUACCAACGGCUCCCAGUUUUUCAUUACAACGGUCGUCACGAGCUGGCUGGACGGCAAGCACGUCGUCUUCGGAGAGGUCGUCGAGGGCAAAGACGUGGUUAAGAAGGUCGAGGCGGUUGGAACUCCAAGCGGCUCUCCAACUAAGAAGGUGGUCAUAGAGGACUGCGGCCAACUUGUAAUUAUUGAUAUAAACUAUUCAUGA